AUGCAGCAGCUGACAUCACAAAUGGACAGUAUGAAAACACAACUUACUGAUAAACUGACUCAGCAGUUGACAUCGCAGACCCACCAAUUGGAGUGCAGGAUAACCAACGUUCAGGAGGGCAUCACUGAAGUACACCACCGCAUAGAUACACUUGAGGCCAAUCAGGACCAGCUGUCCAGCCGACAGGCUGAGUCGAGUGAACAGUUACACCAAGUAGCACAGCAAGCUGCUCAAAACCACUGUGGUCUCAACAACCUGCAGGCUCAAUGUCAAGCCAUGGAGAAACAACAAAAAGAGUCUGAACAACAGAUAAGACAACAACUGCAACAGCUGUACCUCAGCAAGGAACAUCUAUCAACCCAGAUCGAGCAGAGAGUGUAUGGAGAGCAGUUCGGGCUGGCGAGCGAGCCGGAGGCUGGGUCCGACAAGCUGCAGCACGCGGAGGCCAAGACAGAGCGCUGCAGGGUCAGGAAGGUGUCCGACCAGGCCAGUGCCCAGGCAUCGCCCAUAAGAAGGAAGGAAAGCAUCAGCCGGAGAGACAGGUCAGUGCCCGGAGCCAAGACAGAGCGCUGCAGGGUCAGGAAGGUGUCCGACCAGGCCAGUGCCCAGGCAUCGCCCAUAAGAAGGAAGGAAAGCAUCAGCCGGAGAGACAGGUCAGUGCCCGGAGCCAAGACAGAGCGCUGCAGGGUCAGGAAGGUGUCCGACCAGGCCAGUGCCCAGGCAUCGCCCAUAAGAAGGAAGGAAAGCAUCAGCCGGAGAGACAGGUCAGUGCCCGGAGCCAAGACAGAGUGCUGCAGGGUCAGGAAAGUGUCCGACCAGGCCAGUGCCCAGGCAUCGCCCAUAAGAAGGAAGGAAAGCAUCAGCCGGAGAGACAGGUCAGUGCCCGGAGCCAAGACAGAGCGCUGCAGGGUCAGGAAGGUGUCCAACCAGGCCAGUGCCCAGGCAUCGCCCAUAAGAAGGAAGGAAAGCAUCAGCCGGAGAGACAGGUCAGUGCCCGGAGCCAAGACAGAGCGCUGCAGGGUCAGGAAGGUGUCCGACCAGGCCAGUGCCCAGGCAUCGCCCAUAAGAAGGAAGGAAAGCAUCAGCCGGAGAGACAGGUCAGUGCCCGGAGCCAAGACAGAGCGCUGCAGGGUCAGGAAGGUGUCCGACCAGGCCAGUGCCCAGGCAUCGCCCAUAAGAAGGAAGGAAAGCAUCAGCCGGAGAGACAGGUCAGUGCCCGGAGCCAAGACAGAGCGCUGCAGGGUCAGGAAGGUGUCCGACCAGGCCAGUGCCCAGGCAUCGCCCAUAAGAAGGAAGGAAAGCAUCAGCCGGAUAGACAGGUCAGUGCCCGGAGGCCAAGACAGAGCGCUGCAGGGUCAGGAAGGUGUCCGACCAGGCCAGUGCCCAGGCAUCGCCCAUAAGAAGGAAGGAAAGCAUCAGCCGGAGAGACAGGCCAGUGCCCAGGCAUCGCCCAUAAGAAGGAAGGAAAGCAUCAGCCGGAGAGACAGGUCAGUGCCCGGAGGCCAAGACAGAGCGCUGCAGGGUCAGGAAGGUGUCCGACCAGGCCAGUGCCCAGGCAUCGCCCAUAAGAAGGAAGGAAAGCAUCAGCCGGAGAAACAGGAUGAAUGGGUGGCCCAAGAGGUGUCGUAG
This is a messenger RNA of Bacillus rossius redtenbacheri, 1629 nucleotides long. RefSeq names its product protein SON-like. The coding region runs from base 1 to 1629 and encodes 542 amino acids. The record is from RefSeq and is a predicted model, not a curated record. The transcript has 4 exons. Lineage: Eukaryota; Metazoa; Arthropoda; Insecta; Phasmatodea; Bacillidae.